GAGGAGGAGGAGGAGGGGGCGCUCACAAAGAUGUUGCGUGAUUUUUUUGGAAAUUUAUUUAUUUAAAUAAAAAAAAAUGGCCGCCGCAGAGAGCGGAGAGGAGAGACUAGGUGAUGGAAAGGGGGAGGAUCAGGAGGGUUCUAAAGAAGCAACUCAAAAACAGAAGAAAAGCAAAAAAGAGCAGGAACACGAUGUGGAGAGAGUCGAGCCUGCCGUCGCGGAGGGGGGUGACGGACAGCGGGUGGAGGCGGGCCAAUCCGAGCCUUCGGCCCCUGAAUCUGCUGCAGCCCUCGGCGCUCCUGAAGCUUCUUCCUCGGCCAAGCAGCGGCGGUCCAUCAUCCGAGACCGCGGGCCUUUGUACGACGACCCCUCACUGCCUCAGGGCUGGACGCGCAAACUCAAACAGCGCAAGUCGGGACGAUCCGCCGGCAAAUUCGACGUCUACCUGAUCAACCCAGAAGGGAAAGCCUUCCGUUCCAAAGUGGAGCUCAUGGCAUACUUCCAAAAGGUGGGCGACACCACCACAGACCCAAAUGACUUUGACUUUACGGUCACGGGCCGUGGGAGCCCAUCGCGCAGGGAGAAAAGACCGCCGAAGAAACCCAAAGUGGCCAAGCCGACCGGUCGAGGGAGGGGCCGGCCGAAGGGCAGUGGUAAAGUACGGCAGGCCACAGAGGGUGUAGCGGUGAAACGUGUGGUAGAAAAGAGUCCGGGCAAACUCCUUGUCAAGAUGCCAUUCGUGGCUCCGAAAGUGGAGGCGGGAUCACCCUCAGGGCAAGUCCCCAUUGUCAAACAGCGCCCAGGACGCAAGAGGAAAGCGGAGAAAGAGCAGCCAAGCAUGCCAAAGAAACGCGGCAGGAAGCCAGCCGCUGCUUCUCAGUCUGUGGCAGGAGGGACGGGCUCAAGUGCAGCUUACGCUGCUGCAGCUAUCGCGUCAUCGGAGGCCAAGAAGAAAGCGCAAAAGGAAAUGGCAGCCAAGCCUGUGCAAGAAAAGGCGCUUCCCAUCAAGAAGCGCAAGACACGGGAAACUAUGGAGGAGGCAGAAGGGUCCACAACGACCACACCCGAGGCACCGAGCAGCAUAGCAAAACGACCUGCAAGUCAAACGGCGCCCUCUUCUGGAACGGAGUCAGAAACAGGACAGAAGCUUCACAAGCACUCAAGCCGUAAGCAUAAGGAAGCAACGGAUUCAGGAAACGGCAGCAGCAGUGGACCAAAGGUCCACAAAAAGAGAGAUCAGCGUGAGCAACAACUGAAACACCUCCACCAUCACCAUCAUCACCACCAUCACCAACACCACCUGCCCCUGAUGGAGCCGUCCAUCUUCACCCCGCAGGCUCACCAGCUUUCCCUCGGCCACUCCAUGCACGGAGGACCCCCAGUGGAGAACGAGCCCCAGGACUUGAGCACUUCCAGGUCGAGACAGGAGCCGCUAGCCUGCAGGGAGGAAGCCCGGACCGACAGCCACGUGGUUAGAGACACUUCAGGCAAGAUGGCAGCAACAGAGUUGCGAACCCAACAGCAGCAGCAGCAGCAGCAGCAUGGCACUGUGACGGGGGAUGGAAAGGAACUGAGAGACAUUGUUCCUCCUUCUGCCGUUCCCAGGCCGAGUCGAGAAGAAACAGUCGAGUCCAGGACGCCUGUGAGCGAACGCGUGAGCUGAAGGAUGUGACUGACAUUCAGACUAACUGACCAAUCAGCAGCAAUGGCUGUGUUCUCACGCAGGAAUAGAGGCACUCACAGGGGGAGGAGUUUUUUUUUUUUUUUUUGUUUGUCUGUUUUUCUGUUAUUUUUAAAACAACAAUAAUGGAAAAAAUCUGUAAAUGUACUUACAAAAGGCAGCU
Messenger RNA from Tachysurus vachellii, 1844 nucleotides. RefSeq names its product methyl CpG binding protein 2 (gene mecp2). The record is from RefSeq and is a predicted model, not a curated record. The transcript is spliced from 3 exons. Lineage: Eukaryota; Metazoa; Chordata; Actinopteri; Siluriformes; Bagridae. Gene Ontology annotation, cellular component: nucleus; heterochromatin. Gene Ontology annotation, molecular function: chromatin binding; double-stranded methylated DNA binding; methyl-CpG binding. Gene Ontology annotation, biological process: negative regulation of transcription by RNA polymerase II. Bases 77 to 1663 code for a protein of 528 amino acids.